This is a messenger RNA of Lytechinus pictus (painted urchin), 5010 nucleotides long. RefSeq names its product T-cell differentiation antigen CD6-like. The coding region runs from base 226 to 1803 and encodes 525 amino acids. Gene Ontology annotation, molecular function: calcium ion binding. The record is from RefSeq and is a predicted model, not a curated record. The transcript is spliced from 8 exons. Gene Ontology annotation, cellular component: membrane. NCBI's taxonomy places the organism in Eukaryota, Metazoa, Echinodermata, Echinoidea, Temnopleuroida, Toxopneustidae.
AUAUAGCUCUCAAACAUCGUACAGUUGCUACAUGUCAUAACAUCAUCCACAUUGUACGUGUACACUGGUGGGAUAAUGUUUUGGGUAUAAAAGAAUGGAAUCUGAUAUCUUUAUACCCAGCGGUUGAAGUUAUAAGUCACCUUUUUGUUAUAUCUAAUGUAUGCUUGAAUCAUUUUAUCAGCAAGCUUUGAGGAUAUAUAUUUAUAAUUUGGAAAUAUACUAGCCAUGACGCCGUGGAUUAUUGCAGUGUAUUCGAUGAUCGCAUACAUACAACCUAUUAUUUGUUCUGAACCACAUAGAAACGUUCGACUUGUUGGAGGAUUCAACCAAUACGAAGGGAGGGUAGAAGUCUUCUGGAAUAACACAUGGGGUACAAUAUGUGAUGAUCAGUGGGACAGACGAGAUGCCUGGGUGAUCUGCAAGGAGCUGGGAUUCGGUAGUCCUCUCCAGAUCGCCAGCACGGCCCACUUCGGACCUGGACCAGGACCUAUACUGCUUGAUAAUCUGGACUGUAAGGGAACCGAGUCUAACAUUCUAAACUGCUCACAUUCUGGGAUUGGUGUUCAUGAUUGCACGCACUUUGAGGAUGCCGGUGUUGCCUGUUCACCUCCAGUUCUUUGUUUGACUGAUCCAUGUGAUAAAGGAACCUGCGUCGAUUCAGGAGAGUCCUUCCACUGCAUAUGCACACCAGGUUUUAUGGGCAAGCUCUGCGACCAAGAGGUGAACUGCACACUACCAGACAAUCUGCCCCCAGGUGCCCAUUUCGUCUCCCCUCAUUCUUCUUACUCGUAUAACGAAGUGGUGAUCGUGUCCUGUACGGACGGGCCAGGGUCGACUUCAUGGACCUGCAACCAGUAUGGCCAAUGGGACUCCCAUUAUAUACCUUGUGCUUCGCUUACAGGUGCCUAUCGCUCGGCUAAUACACAUUCAUACACCGUCAUCGGAAUCGGGUCUGCUCUUGUCGUUAUUGGUGUAGCUGUCUUCAUCUUUGCAAUAUACAUAUUGAUACGGUACAAGAGACAGCAUCGGGUUGAGAGUCUCUAUGAAAUCUCAAACUUAUCUCGCUUGGAGACAGUUCCGUCAGCAUACCUUACAAUGACCGGUGGCCCUUCUCCCAUGCCAUCACCACGACGGUCCAGUUCUGUCCUCAGCACGGAUCAUCUCAUCAAAGCCUCCAGAGCCAAUAUGGCGCUUCCACCAACCCCAACAGAGAUCGCACGGUCUCCUUUGUCCAUCACGACGUCACUUCCGUUUCCAACGACCAAUGGAAAUCAAGAACCAGAGUCUCAGUAUGAAAGACAAACCGACAAGGAGGUCGACAACCAGGCCGCGAAGCAGAGCGAGAAGCAGACUGUCAACACGAAUGAAAAGCCUAGCACGGGAAUGUGUAAUAAGCCGGUAACGAAGCCGGCAGUGACGAGAUCGUCUUCCAACUCUUCCGCGACGAAGCAGCCUGUUGCCCCCGCCCGCCCCAAGAAGCAAAACAACGAGCAACGCAGCAAGCCACUUUUCAAGUUCCCGCCACCACCGAUACCGACAACGCCUGCACCGAGUAAAACUACGCGCGCAGAUGGGACUGCGUCGUCUGCAAAUGGCGGCGUGAUGAUGCAUAAUGAUAAAAGCAAACUUUUGUCCAACAUGUCCAAGCAAAGGAGUCUCGAGGAUGAAGGUACUUCGCUUGUCGGUGGUGUAUCUGAUGGUCGCAAGAAUGUGAAGGCUGUGAAGUCACACGAACUUGGCAAAGUAAACAACGUGAAGGACGAUUUAAACAAGCCUGUAAAGUCUCCAUACUCGAAUAUGUAGCGCCCCAAAACAGCAGUUUAGAAAAUAUUAGCUUUAUGUUAGUUAUAAAGAUUGUAUAUAUCUGAAAGUUUUAUUCUAUUAUAUUGCCCUAUUUGUAUACAUGUCAUUGAAAAAAUGUGUUGUGGCCCUUUAACCCUAAAAGGACUGGGGGCAUGAUGCCCCCUCCCAACGGUUCGUAAUAUAUUUCGGAAACGCAAAAAAAAUAUUAUGACUUUUUUCUUUCAAGUCUCACGCAACUUUUGAGACCUGUUGCCCGUUUCAUAAAACUUGUUAUAAUAACAGUUUUGCAAUAACAGUUUAAAGCUACUGAAAUCCUUCAAUCUGAUUGGUUGAUUGAAUUUUGUUAAAGAAAUCGUGCAUUUGUUACUAUAAUAAUUAAGUGUUUAUGAAACGGAACCCAGAUUCGUGACAUACGGGUAAGUAUCGCGACGCCACGUGACUUUUAAUGAGCUAAUGUGAUGCCGAAAUGGCUAUUUUUUACACUUUGUGUACAAAGUCUAUGGGAGAUAAAAUUCAUGAAAAGGUGAUUAUUUUUCUUUCUAAUUGGUCUGCUGAAUGAAUUUAGGGUUUGAUUUAGAUAUUACAUAAGUUAAUACAUAAAAUUUUUUAAUACAAAGAAAUAUAUAAGAAAAAAUUUGGCCUUCACAAUUUUUCUUUGUGGAAACCUUUAAAUAAGAUUACAUAGAUGACGUAUGGGAAAUGGUGAAAAGUUUAAGUGAAAUUGGGUGAUAAAAAUUCUAGUAUGUACUAAUAAAUAGUAAAUACUAGUAUGCGAAUAAUGUUUUUCACAACUAAAUUUGCAUAUUUCAUUCAUAAUUAAUAAAAAAUAUAUAUUUCUUGGUUUUUUUUUUUUUAAUACUGGCUUGUAGUUUAUGUGGUAAAGAAUGUGCGUGCCAAAUUUUGACGCAAUCGCGCGAACGGCGGCCGACAUCAGAGGGGGCAUCAUGCCCCCCACCCCGUCCUCAAUACAUCUCAAAUAGCCCAGUCCUUUUAGGAUUAAUCAAACUUAUAUUGUAUAUUUUGAUGAUACAUUGUAAUUAUGCAAAAAAAUAGAUAAUACACAUACGCACCCUGCAAACCAACCUCUAAAUAAUGUCGUGAACCCUUUUUCACUGAGAAAAGGUGACUGAGGGUUACAGUUAGUGCCGUUGCUCUGAAGGAUGCACCAUCCUCUAUCUUUCUCUUUGUGAACACUGAAAAAGUAUACAAGACAAAAUAAAAUGAUAUGGGUUUAUAAACGACGUUAAGAAAAGAGUUGAUAUUUCAGGCACGGAUACAGCCUGGGCCACAGGGGCUCUUGUUAUCAAAUUAAUAUGAAUAAAUUAAACCAAACACAUUUAGCUAGCAUAAUAAAUAAGAUGAAAAUCAUUUGUAACCUCGUAACAAAAUAAUGACAUUUUAGUGUUUCUUAGUUUCACGAAACGGUUAUACAAAGUGUGAUUAUUAUUAUUAUUUAUCAUUAUGCAAAUUAGAAAGCUGAUGCCAGCACACUUUCAGUGAUUUACCAUUUAUUUUGUAUUUAUGAAACGAAAAUGAAAUUAUAUAUAUUAUUGAUAAGAAGCUCUCUUGAAUGACUAAAUCACUCCAUAGUUCUAAUAGUGCCGAUUUCGAAUGUAAUUUGAAAUUUAAAAAGAAAGAUAAUGGUAACAUUAUCACCGCCUUCAUUCGCUGCACUGGUGAAUGGAAGGGAGUAGCGAUUUAAACUGGGGCCAUUUCAAUGGAAAGGGGGAGAAAAAAAAGGAAAGGGGAAAGGGUUAAAAAUGAUGUAUCAUUUUCUUUAAAACUACGGUCAAAAUCUACCACAAAAUUUGGUUUCGUGUAUUGAGAAAAAUCAAAAUAUUUGAUCGCUUGUAUAGCUUUUCAAAAAAUUCGCCCAAUACGCAAUGUCUGGCCCCCGCAAAAAAAUCGUACCAUGCUUGUUUAUUAUUCUCUUUUUAUUGAAAUAAAAUUGGUGCCGGAGUGGACAUUCCCAUUAAACUUAAAACAACAUUAUAUCUGGUUGAUAAGACUUAUUUUUAUAUAGCCUGAAUAAUUUCGUGAUGUGUCAUAUUAAUUUCACAGUGUGAUCAACAUUAUCAGCAGAUCCAAAUAAACAUGCUCUGAUAUUUCUAUAUUUUGUCUUAAAUGUAGACUAUUGGUGAUCGGGUAGUGUUUCUACUCUGAUUUAAAAAUCAUACUCGCAAAUUUGUUUGUGUACAUUGUAUCCAUGGGUGUCGAUCACGGGGGGAUGGGGGGAUAUAUCCCCCCAAUAUUUCAAGUGGGGGGGAUGGCCUGUAUUAUCAUCCCCCCGAUAAUUUAGGGUAGAAAAUUUAUAAUAAUGAUGAUGAAAAAAUGAAAAGUUUGAUCAUGAUGAUUAUAGUGAUGAUUAUAGUAUGCCAUCAAUCAGUUUGUUUCCCUCGCAAUUUGUGUAUAUUGUUAUUAAAUAAAAACAUUAUUUUCCAGGACUUUUAAACAGAUGGGUGGAGGUUCAAGAUGAAAAAGAAUGAAAUGUUUAUGUAUAUGAUAUUUUUUAACACAUGACAUAAAAGGACCCUGACGAAAAACAACUUUUGUUUAUAGGGUGUUCCAUCCCACCAGUGGUAAUAUGAUCAUAUUUUUACAAUUUUUUAAUAAGUGAAAUCAAUUAAUGGUUUCAGAAAGAAUAAUCAUUCAUUUCUCUCUAAAGCGUAUCUUCGGAUAUGAACAUCGGAUGUUUUUUUUCCAUGUUAUUCUUGUUAUUGUUAUGGACUUGAAUAACUAAACUUGAUUGAUUUUUUCUUAUUUUGGCAAAAAGAAAUCUGUUUUGAGUUUGGAAAGGGAUGACAGUUUUGCAUUCUAUAUGAGCACACUCAUGCGGUACGUAAAUUUCAUUUUAACACAUAUAUUAGCUGAUAUUACACACUGAUGGUUCAAGAAAAUGUUGGGAGAAAUAUCAUAACAUGACAGUUGAGUUUUGAUUGUUUUUAUGUUUGUUUUUGUUUCAUGCACUUAUAAAGCAUUUAAAACAUGUUAAAAUCCAUGGUUAAAAUCGUCUAAGGAAUGACGGUAAGCCCGAUGCGGGGCCCGAUGGCGCACGAGAAGCCACACAGUUUGUAAUCUGUGCUAGUCUUAAUUUGUCCGAAUCUGCAUUUUAUCAUCAUGCAUUAAGAAGAAAAAAGAUAAUGCCAGUCGGGUUAGAUUUAAAAGAGAAGUUGUAUACAUCAUGUUCAAUAAACAGAUCACUUUGUA